Mus pahari (shrew mouse) is the source of this 5838-nucleotide messenger RNA. RefSeq names its product paternally expressed 3 (gene Peg3). The transcript has 9 exons. Lineage: Eukaryota; Metazoa; Chordata; Mammalia; Rodentia; Muridae. Bases 355 to 4998 code for a protein of 1547 amino acids. The record is from RefSeq and is a predicted model, not a curated record. Gene Ontology annotation, molecular function: DNA-binding transcription repressor activity, RNA polymerase II-specific. Gene Ontology annotation, biological process: negative regulation of transcription by RNA polymerase II.
GUCAGGAGUCGCGGGAGGACGAGCAUCGGAGGAGAAGCGGAGAGAUGUCCACCCUGGGCUGGUGGCGCCGCCGGGCGCCUGGUUCAGUGUGGGUGCACUAGACUGCCGACCCUGGUCGGGGUGUGUGCGUAGAGUGCGGUGCUCCGGGAGCUCUCCCUUCUUGAUCUUCUAUCCUUCUUGGAGACAACUGGCAAGAGGAAGACUAACUAGGUCCUCCAGCAGCUAGGUGGCUGGUCCAGGCAGACCUUCCCAGCAAGGGGAGAUCAGCUGAUCAUCCCCGAAACGCUCAAGCCCUUGGGUGUGAGCAAAACAGACAACUGUGAGAAACCCACCAUUCCGUUGGAGAGUUUCAAGAUGUACCAUCACGAAGACGACACCAACAGUGACAUGAACAGUGACGACGACAUGAGCCGAAGUGGGAGAGAAACCCCACCCCCUCGACCAUCUCAUGCUUUUGGCAGUGAGCGAGACCUGGAGCGCAGGGGCAGAAGCAGAGAUGUGGAGCCUCGAGACCGCUGGCCACACACCAGGAAUCCCAGAAGCAGGCUGCCUCAACGGGAUCUUUCUCUUCCUGUGAUGUCAAGACCACAUUUUGGACUGGAAAGAGAUGAUGACAGACGUUCCAUGGAUUAUGAGUCUCGAUCCCAGGAUGCUGAGUCAUACCAGAAUGUUGUGGAACUCAAAGAGGACAAGAAGCCUCAGAAUCCAAUUCAAGACAACCUGGAGAACUACAGAAAGCUGCUCUCACUGGGAGUCCAGCUCGCCGAAGAUGACCGACACUCUCACAUGACACAAGGCCACUCAUCGAGGUCCAAGAGAACUGCCUACCCAAGCACCAGCCGAGGUCUGAAACCCACGCCUGACGCCAAAAAGCCAUCCCACAGGCGUGGAAUCUGUGAGGACGAAUCUUCUCAUGGAGUGAUCAUGGAAAAAUUCAUCAAGGACGUGUCUCGCAACCCCAGAUCCGGAAGAGCAAGAGAGCUGAACGGGCGUCCUCCUCCGAGGUUCCCUAGGCCUAACGACAACUGGAAGGACAGUUCCUCCAGCAGAAGAGAGUCAGUGAUCCAGGAGAGGGGUUAUGAAGGGAGCGCAUUUAGGGGAGGCUUCCGGUUCAACGCAGACCUGGCUUCCAGAAGCAGAGCUCUAGAAAGGAAGAGGCGCUACCACUUUGAUUCUGAUGAGAGGGGUUCAGGUCAUGAACAUAAAAGCUGUGUGAGGAAGAAGCCUUUUGAGUGUGGUACUGAGAUGAGACAGGCUAUGAGCAUGGGCAACCUGAGCAGCCCUUCCUUCUCUGAGUCGCAGUCAAUCGAUUUUGGGGCAAACCCCUAUGUGUGUGAUGAGUGCGGGAGGCAGUUCAGUGUCAUCUCUGAGUUUGUUGAGCACCAGAUCAUGCACACUAGGGAGAACCUCUAUGAAUAUGGAGAGUCCUUUAUUCAUAGCGUGGCUGUCAAUGAGGUGCAAAAAGGUCAGGGUGGGGGGAAACGCUUUGAGUGUAAGGAAUGUGGAGAAACCUUCAGUAGGAGUGCUGCCCUGGCAGAGCACCGCCAAAUCCAUGCUAGAGAAUAUCUUGCAGAAUGUAGAGAUCAGGAGGAUGACGAGACCAUCAUGCCUAGCCCGACCUUUAGUGAGCUGCAGAAGAUGUAUGGCAAAGAUAAGUUCUAUGAGUGCAAGGUGUGCAAGGAGACCUUUCUGCACAGUUCUGCCCUGAUUGAGCACCAGAAAAUCCAUGGUAGAGGCAACUCGGAUGACAGAGAUAAUGAGCGUGAACGCGAACGUGAUCGCCUACGUGCACGUGCACGGGAGCAGCGUGAGCGCGAACGUGAACGGGAGCGUGAACGGGAGCUUGGGGAACCCUUUCUGACCUGUCCAAACUUCACUGAGUUUCGGAAGAUGUACAGGAAAGACAAAAUCUAUGAGUGCAAAGUGUGUGGGGAGAGCUUUCUUCAUCUCUCAUCCCUGAGGGAGCAUCAGAAAAUCCAUACUAGAGGAAACCCAUUUGAAAAUAAGAGCAGGGUGUGUGAGGAGACCUUUGUCCCUAGUCAGUCUCUCAGACGGCGCCAGAAAACUUACAGAGAGAAGCUGUUCGACUUUAACAAUGCCAGAGAUGCACUGAUGGGAAGCUCAGACCCCAGCGAGCAUCAGAAGAACCGUUCCCGAAGGAACUUCUUUGAGGGCAGAGGAUUUGAGAAACCCUUCACCGAAUCUCAGAAGAGUCAUACUAUAACAAGACCACCUGGAAACAAAGAUGAUGACAAGCCAUUCACCAUCAGUGUCAACCCUAAUGACAAGCUGAAAUUCCCCACCAUGGAAAAUGGCUCCCAGGGCAAAUCCUAUGAGAGGUCUGUUAUUCACAGCUUGGGCUCCGCAGACGCUCAGAAGAGUCAUGGUGGACUGGGGUUCAGUAAACCAAGACCAGUGGCAGAGUCUAGCACCCAGAGCUCAAGCAGCAUUAACUACCCCAGAGCACAUUCUGGAGGGAACGCCUAUGAAGGGAAAGAAUACAAGGACUCCAUCAUCCACAGCUUGCCAGCUCCCCGACCUCUGAAACGCCAUAGAGCAAAUGACCAUAUUCAAUGUGAUGAGGAGGGAGAAUCCUCCAUUUAUAUCCCAGAUAUUAUUAAUAAGCGGAGGAAGAUUCCUGCCAGAGAAGAUGCUUAUGAAGGAAGUAGCAGCAGCAACUACCACACACCAAAUGUAUCCCGUGCUGAGCCUCCAAGUCUUUCUGGAGAGUCCCAUGAUUCUAAGCAGGAUGUCACGUUUUCAGUUCCCAGCUCAAGUGUUCGUGAACACCAGAAAGCUCGUGCCAAAAAGAAGUACAUUGAGCCCAGGAACAACGAGACCUCUGUUAUCCACUCCCUACCUUUUGGUGAAUUGCUUGCAGGUCACCGUAGGGCAAAGUUCUUUGAGUGUCAGGAAUGCGGGGAGGCCUUUGCUCGUAGGUCUGACCUCAUUGAGCACCAGAAGAUUCAUGAUAGAGAAAGACCUUCUGGAAGCCGACAUUAUGAGCGCUCUGUCAUCCGCAGCCUUGCCCCCAGUGACCCUCAGACCAGUUAUGCCCAAGAACGUUUCAUUCAAGAACAAGUGCGUAAAUUCAGAGCAUUUGGACAAUGCUCAACUGCCAGCAGCAACCUCAGUGUACAGAAAAUCUAUGCCCAAGAGAAAUUUAAUGCCGAGGAGCCCCAUGAUAAAGAAACUCAUGGUCAAAACAUUCAUGACAAAGAGCCAUAUGGUAAGGAGCCCAGUGGCAAGGAGCCCCAUGGUGAUGAACCCCAGGACAAAGAACCCCUUGAUCAGGAGAUGCGCAGUGAAGAGCCCCAUGAUGAUAAGCCCCAUGACGAUAAGCCCCACGGCCAGGAGCCCCAUGGCCAGGAGCCCCACGGUGAUGAGCCCCACGGUGAUGAGCCCCACGACAAGGAACCCAUUGAUCAGGAGAUGCGCAGUGAAGAGCCCCAUGGUGAAGAGGAGUCCCAUGGCCAGGAGAAAGUUGAAGAUGCUACCAUUCAGGCCUCAGUUUCUGAAGAACAUCAGAAAGAUGAUGCUGGUGAUGCGAUCUAUGAAUGCCAGGACUGUGGGCUGGGCUUUACUGAUCUCAAUGACCUCACAAGCCACCAGGACACCCAUAACAGAAAGGCUCUGGUUGAUAGUCGUGAAUACGCACAUUCUGAAGUUCAUGUCCACUCCGUCAGCGAAUUUGAGAAAAAAUACUCUGGAGAGAAACUGUAUGAAUGUCCGAAAUGUGGGGAGUCUUUCAUUCACAGCUCAUUACUUUUCGAGCACCAGAGAGUCCACGAACAAGACCAGAUGUAUUCUGUAAAGGCCUGUGAUGACGGUUUCAUCGCUCUGUUGCCUGUGAGACCAAGGAGAAAUUGUACUGUAGAGAGGAAUCCUGCCGUUUCUGGGUCAGCCAUUCGAUGCCGUCAGUGUGGACAAGGCUUCAUUCACAGUUCUGCCCUAAAUGAGCACAUGAGACAGCACAGAGAUAAUGAAAUAAUGGAACAGAGUGAGCUGGCAGAUGAGAUUUUCAUUCAAGGCCUAGCCCUCACUGAGUAUCAGGGAAGUGAAACAGAAGAGAAGCUUUUCGAGUGCACAAUCUGUGGGGAAUGCUUCUUCACUGCCAAACAGCUCGGAGACCACCACACCAAAGUUCAUAAGGAUGAGCCCUAUGAAUAUGGGCCCUCCUACACCCAUGCCUCCUUUCUCACCGAGCCCCUCAGGAAGCACAUCCCACUGUACGAAUGCAAAGAUUGCGGGCAGUCCUUCCUAGAUGACACUGUCAUCGCUGAGCGCAUGGUGUUUCAUCCUGAGCGAGAAGGUGGGUCAGAAAUCGUAGCUGCCACUGCCCAAGAGGUCGAAGCCAAUGUCCUCAUCCCACAAGAAGUACUGCGAAUCCAGGGAUCAAAUGCAGAGGCUGCUGAGCCUGAAGUGGAGGCUGCAGAGCCUGAGGUGGAGGCUGCAGAGCCCGAGGUGGAGGCUGCAGAGCCUAAUGGAGAGGCUGAAGGGCCAGAUGGAGAAGCUGCUGAGCCUGAUGGUGAGGCUGAGCAACCCAAUGGAGAAGCUGAACAGCCAAACGGUGAUGCUGAUGAGCCAGACGGAGCCGGAAUCGAAGACCCAGAAGAGAGAGCCGACGAGCCUGAGGAAGACGUUGAAGAGCCAGAGGGAGAUGCAGAUGAGCCUGAUGGUGCAGACAUCGAAGACCCAGAAGAGGAAGGAGAAGAUCAAGAGAUUGAGGUUGAAGAACCGUACUACAACUGUCAUGAAUGCGCCGAAACUUUCGCUUCCAGCGCAGCCUUUGGCGAGCAUCUGAAAAGCCACGCCAGUGUGAUCAUCUUCGAGCCUGCCAAUGCUCCCGGGGAGUGCUCUGGCUACAUUGAACGGGCCAGCACCAGCGCAGGUGGUGCGGAGCAGGCAGAUGACAAGUACUUCAAAUGUGAUGUGUGCGGGCAACUCUUCAACGACCGCCUCUCACUUGCCAGACACCAGAAUUCUCACACUGGUUGAGUAUCCAGGCUGAGGAAAAAAAAGAGCAAAGCCAAACCUUCCUCCCAGAACCAGACCCUUAAUAAAUCACAAAGAGAGCCUAAACCAACCCAAAAUGUCUAUAAGAAAUUCACCUUAUUGUAUACAUACCGGACUUCACAUCACAGACUUUCACUCUCAUCACAGACUGAAAAAAGAAAAGAGAUUGAACGCAGGGACUCUCAGUUUUAGCUGUUCCCUAUUAAACACCAGUGUAUACUUGGGAAAGCUAGAGCGUACAUCUACAUCUUCCAUUUCAUCUAAGUAACUAGAUUGAGGGAAAACCUAGUGACUAUUCAAGACCACAGAGGUUGCCCCAAUCGACUGUAAAUGAUACCCCUUUCAUACCCUAUACAUAAUGAUUCCUGCCAUGUAUAUAAAUGAGCAAAUCAGUGAUACAUAUAUUUGGAUUUAGUGUGCUAUAGAAUUUACAGUUUACUCUACAGAGCUGCCUAGCCCGGUACUCUGAUUUUUUUCCCUGAGGAGGAAGAGAGCAACAAUUUAGCAUAUAUUUGUAAGUAUUGUCCAUGCAGAAGCUUUACUGUGCAUCGUUUGAACCCCAUUAGUAUCCUUUCCAGUAAUGGAGUGUUCUGUCCCCUACCUCUUAGAUAGUCCUGUGAAGGUAUGGGUGUGAAAGAUCGUGUGUCUUUGAAUCCUGGCUGUGUGGAAACAGACAUUUUAGCUUCUACAGCCAUCUGGUGUGCACCCAGCCCCCUUGAGACUGAUUGUGUAACCCUUUACAAUAUAUGGAUUUGUCUCUGUGACCCAAAUCAACCCAUCCCUGUGUUUAUAUACCUUACAGUGGUUUUCAUGCAAAAAAAA